Messenger RNA from Linderina pennispora, 870 nucleotides. RefSeq lists its product as uncharacterized. The transcript has a single exon. Lineage: Eukaryota; Fungi; Kickxellomycota; Kickxellomycetes; Kickxellales; Kickxellaceae. The record is from RefSeq and is a predicted model, not a curated record. The coding region runs from base 170 to 715 and encodes 181 amino acids.
CAGCUUUCGACAUUGGAACAGUUCUUUAUUAUACGGCAUCAAGUAUUGACAGGUGAUUAUGAGCCAGAUCCAGGACCUUUAUGGUGCUCUGCCCUUGGCUUCAGAUCCUUUUGUUACGGGUGCGCACCUACCCGGCAUGGCUGACUAGUGGCCACCAAAUCGGCAAUGGAUGCAGUCGUCGACACCGUUACCGCUCGUAGGAUCCAUGAUGUGUUGUUGCUCAGUCCUGUGUUUAUUUCGUCUCCUUCAGAAUGGUGCGAUCAGCAACAAAAAAGACACUCCUUGUAAAUGCUGGUGCAAGAGAGAAAAGGAGAAAUACGUGCCAGGUGUUUCCCCCUUUCACAGUUCCCAGCUAUAUAACUACUACAUUAGCAAGACUGAGAGCAGCGGUCGCAAGGGGUGCAAUAAAAAGGGGCAUGUCAAGCGUCAUUUCCGAAACUUUCUUGGCAGGGUGAAGGAAGAUCGACAACGUCCUUUCCUUUUUUGUACAACACAUGGAGCGCUAUGUAUCCACCACUCAUGUUUUAGUGAGUUGCUGAUGAUCCUUGUAUCAAGAUAUUCUUGCACGCGUUUUGGGGAGAAGCGCAAGCGACAUGUGGUUUGGUUCAAUAUACCUGAUUUUCGCUGCGUCCACAUACGCAGAAGGUUGGGUGGCAUCACUGUAAACAAAAUAGAGCGUUUUUGGUUGACCAGAGCCAAUCAGACCCGCACUUGAUCGCUCGAGAACAUAGCGUGAGGCGUGGUUCAUGUGAAAAGUGGGGUUGUUAGAGAACCGGACCCACGUUCUUGUUAGUGAUUUACAUGUUUUCUCGUUUGUCUAGCGAUGGAUGACUAGAACUGUGCCCAUCAGGCCUUAAAAAUAAAUCCGCA